Messenger RNA from Oryza sativa Japonica Group (Japanese rice), 1233 nucleotides. The record is from RefSeq and is a predicted model, not a curated record. Lineage: Eukaryota; Viridiplantae; Streptophyta; Magnoliopsida; Poales; Poaceae.
GAAGAGUCCGAUCCAUUCACUUGUUAUCUACUCACCCUUGGUUCUUCCUCUCUCUCUUCCAAAUCUCCGAAUCCAGUGCUCCACCCGUCCAUCGAGCCCGGCUGAGGGACGGAGACGUCUUCGCCGCCGACGAGGCGGGUCCCGGCCUUGUCAGGUAAACCAUAUUCGUGAAAAACAGUAUUAAACAGCAAAUUGGCAGUGGACACCCUCAGCAACUGCACAACUCUUGUGGCCGAACGUGGAGUUCUUGGUUACGAGGUCCGUCAAAAAGCCCAAGAAAAAAAGUGAGGCAGAUCAAAUAACAAGCUUGAGUGCUUCUCUAUUCGAUAGAAGGUUCAGAGAGUGGAAAAAAAAAACAAAAAGCUCGAAGAAGGUCAGGAACAUAAGCUGAGGGAGCCAUGAUGUCCACUCUCUCAUUAUCUUCCCCACUCUUCCUGGCAGCUCCUCCCAAAGUUCAAGGUGUGAUUUCGUGUCGAGCGGCUUUAGCUAGUGCAUCAUGGAACUCUGUUAUGGUACAUGGUGGGAGGCAACGGCGUGCAACAAUAGUAAACGUGCUUGGAAGAAAGUCGAAGACCAGAGAGACUAUCGUCCCUGACCCUGACUAUCGAUUGCCAAUUGUUAUACUUGGGAUAGCUGGUGCAUUUGCAUAUGCAGACAAUCUUCUUGCUGCUGCACCUGUAGGCCUACUGGGGUGUCUUCUUUUGUUCCAGACUACUAGAGUACGAUUUGUCUUCGAUGAUGAGGCCCUGGAAGUGAAAGUGGGCGAUCAGUUAGAGGAGUCAGGUGAAAAUGUAUUUGUCGGUGGCAAGAAUCGUUGGAGGUACUCAACAUUUGUGAAUUGGGAACUGUGGUGGCCACAAUUUCCUAUCUUGGUUUAUUUCAAGGAGACCCAAACAAAACCCGAAGGGCAAAUUCAUUUCUUCCCUGUGAUUUUUAACGGCCGACAGCUUUAUGAUGCUAUGGUGGAGCGUGCUGGACCUUCGGAAACUAGCGGUCCUAAAUAGUGAGUGCUUCCCUCAGGGAGGCCAUGAGUUGGGCUCCAUGGAUCCUGUAGAUUUAGUUGAUACAUUUUAGAGGGACAAGACCUACUACUAUGAUGUACAAUAUUAGAACAUGCAAUUAACCUUUUAAGAAUGAUGUACACAGUAUAUAUACUCUGUACUUCUGUAUGACUAUGUAUAAAAAAGGCUGAUUUAAUGCAACACCAACACGGCAUAUUCCAAUCUAAGUCAA